This is a messenger RNA of Paramuricea clavata, 3755 nucleotides long. The record is from the annotation of a GenBank genome assembly. Lineage: Eukaryota; Metazoa; Cnidaria; Anthozoa; Malacalcyonacea; Plexauridae.
AUGGUUAAUGAAAGUACAUCUGGCCGACUAGAAACAUAUCUGGACAAAUCACGAAAGAUACGUAGUAAGGUUAUCCCAUCCUUAAUGAGCAAACAAGUUAAAGAGUAUCAAGAUAGCAAUGACAACAUUGGAGCGGAUGGCGCUCCAUUCGGAAAAGAUGAUGAAGCCACUGCUUGGCUUGUUUCGUUCUUAAAUGUGGGUAAGCAUAUUCAAAGUGAAAGGGACAAUUUCCUUUUAUGUGGGGCAAACUGCUCAGAAAAUCACCCAAGCAUGAAACAGUACGCAAAUAAAUUGAUGCAAGAUAUCGCACACAUUGAGACACAGUGAUACAUUAUCAGCGGUUUUAAUUGUAAAUUUACAGUUGAACUUGUUCCCUCAGAUAUGAAAUGGCUAUCCACAAUGAGCGGAGAGCUCAACAACGCAGCUUACUAUUUUUCCCCUUUUGGAAAUGUAAAUGAUGACAACAAACAGGUCAGAAAUGGAUCCCUAGGGGAUGAUCCGUCAUGUACAUGGCAUCCCUGGAACUAUAACGAAUGGAUUAAGGUUACUGGGGAAGUUGCAAAUAAGAGGGAGGAACUAUGCAGGUCCAAUAAUUCCAAUGCCACUAAGAGAAAUAUGCUUCUCAAUUUCAUUAGGGAGCAGGGGUCUAGACAGGAAUAUGAACCACUUCUGGACAAAUUAGUAGAUUGUUGGUUUGCAGAGCCAUUGCAUAAUAGUAACAAUGCUUGGGCCUAUUUUCAUCAACUAAUGCUUGAAACAGCUUUGAUUAAAUCUUGCAUUACAGGAAGCUGCAAACAGAUCGAAGACCUACCCUCGGAUAGUCCCUUUUCCCUUUACAUCACAGUUUUGAAAAAUAGAUACACAAAGCGUACAUGUAUCUGCGAAAAAACUUGAUUCACAUUUUCAUCACUUAUUAUAAUAAAUAUAAUAGCAAAUAAGAUUUUAAAGUCAAACAUAGUACAAAUCUAACAAGGCUGUAGACAACACCACAGAAUAAGAAGGUACAGCAGAAGUGUAACUCAAGUAAGCAUUUGUCCACUUUUUACAAGUGAUUUGUCAUCAAUCACGCCAUCCUGGCUAGUACAACCGGCACUUAGCAUUUACCAAAAUCUGAUAAAAAUUCCGGUUGUACUAGCCAGGAUGGUGCAUGUGAGCGAGUUAAAAUUUUUGUGGAUGUAAAACAAUAAGGGAACCGACUCGAUUUUCACUUCUGCUGUACCUUCUUAUUCUGUGACAGCACGGAGGGUAGCAGGGGCAACUCACCCCCCUCACACGCAGAAAAUUUAACUAAUUUUAUGUGAUUACAAUUGGGUCAUUCCAUAAAACAUCCACACCACUACCACAGAGGAAAUAGGAAGUUAACCCCCCUACUCCCUUUGCAUGUCCUAAUACAUUUAUUAUUAUCAGAAACAAUUUUUCCCCUCCCCCUCCGGAUGGCAGAAAUUUCCUCUGUGGGGGGAGUACAGGUUUUUUCUGGAACGACCCAUUCUAACUCGGAUAAUUAUGCGGUCAAAAAAUAAAAAUUUCAUGCAAACAAUAUUCGAAGUGCCUAUUUAGUAAACUGUCACUUGUCAAUCCAUACCCAUUUUCAAAACUUUAUUGUAAUCAUAUGAAGCAGAAGUUCUGUCACUUGCUGUUUACACUUGCCAACAUUAACUGUUGAGUAACAUACACAAACUAUUCCAGGAACAUACAUCACUGUAGCAAAGAAUCAAUCAUAUAUCAAAGACCACUGAAUAGUAGAGAAUGUUUUGAAGGUCAUGAGUGAAGUAUAUAAUUCAAUUCCAAUCCUGUGCACAGUUAAUGAUAUACCACACUGUUCUGUUUAACACAGCAUAUCCAUGCACACAAAAACAAUUCGUGUUGUGGGAGAAUAUCAGUUUGAGUAGAAGGUAUCACAAGUUUAGUUUUGUACAUAUUGUGUGCCAUUGAUCUGAUCCAUCCAUAUAAUAUAAUUAUGAUUAUUGUAGCUGUUAAGUUAUUAUCCAUACUAAUGAAUUUAGGUAAGUUGUCUUGCAAGUGGGUUGUUCUGACAAAAUUAUCUAGCCAAUAUCCAGUAGCUACAUUUAUUCAUCAUUCUUGCAUUAAUCUCUAAACAAAAACAUUUAUGCUAGAAAGCAAAAUAACAAUAUAAUGAGGAGGGAGAGUGGGGAUUCUUUUAUUAGCAUUGAAAAUGUUUGUAAACAUUUUCUUUAAAAACUCCAAUCACUGUAAAACAAAAAUGUAUAAGUAUUUUAACUGAUAACAUGGAACAGAGUUUACUACAGAAAUGCAGGACCAGGAUUUAAUUCAAUAUCUCCGGAGAACAUUAGUUUCCUAUGACAUUGUUCAUUGACAAACAUAUUACCUGCUACAUGUAUGUUUUGACUGUUUAAAAUAUACACAACACAGUGAUUGUUUUACUGUAUAACUAUACAGGGUGUCCCCAAAAAAAUCGAAAACUAUUGAAAUCACCAAUAACAAUUUAAUUGUUAGAAUUUGAAUGCCUUAGCACUCUGUUGGUUCCCACGAGUGUAUAAAUGAUUGACAUAAGUAAAUUUUAUGCAUAAAGAAACUGUUUAAGAAGCUGCUUUAAAUUCCCAAUAGCAGAAAAUCGCGCACUUUUAAUACAAGGAGAUGUUCUUAACUAAAUUUUAAAUACAUGCACCUUGUCAAUAUUUUACGCAUAAUUACGUUCAACUUUUUGGUAGGGCAUUCAAUUUUAUUAAACAAUAAGUGAUUUCAAUAGUUUUCGGGUUUUUUGGGACACCCUGUAUAAUAAAAUAAUAAAUAUGUGGUAUUUGACUACUUACCAGAUGAGGAUAAGUUUCCAUGUUGAUAGAUAACUUCGGAAUAAUAUCGCAAUUAGAAUGACACGUAAAAAACCCAAAAUCAAGAUAUUUUUGAAGCCAAAAUGUGAAAAUGGCUAAGAAUAACACGAGGCCAAACGCCGCCCGUUCGCAGGUUAGAUGCGGGCACGAUGUAAACAAUUGAUGUAAACUGAUCGCUGAUUGGCUUAAAUUGGCAUAAAUUGGCUGAAUUAUAUAAGCUCGUCGCUGAAUGGCUAUGUGUUAACAUACGGUAACAUUAACGGCACGUUUGCGACAGCAAUAUAUCUGCUUCGCAGAUACAAAAACCAACUGCGUGUUGGUCGGCUGGUUAAAAAAAUAAGAACCUGGUUCAAUGAAGGCCGGAAAGGUCCUUUUAGUUAUAGGUUUACAGGAAGAGAAACCAGAAUAUUUUGUCAAAAAUUCAUGUUUGUGCUGCAUGCAUUGAGUCAAGCAACUGACCCACCUCAGACUAAGUUGAAGAUUGCAUCCAUAGCUUUCUGUUGCUUACAGUUAAGAGAUGCAAUAUCAUAUUUCUCUUGUAUAGAUAUUACCCUUGCUGAGUUAAAACAGUGCAAGAAGGCUUGUUUAUACCUUUUUAAUGCCAAUGCUCUGUUGUUAAAAUCAGUCACACCAACACUGUGGACUGUUGGUUAUGCUAUACCAAGACACGUAGAAAUAUUAUUUGAUAGAUACGGCAUGGGAUUGGGUAUCAAUAGUAAGCAAGGCCGAGAAGCAAAACAUGUACGACUUUCUGAAUUUGCCAAACACUCCACAAAAUCAACAAGGUGGUCUAUGGUCUUACGUCAUGACUACAUGUGUAAUGUGUGGAUCCGCAUGAAUGAGCCUGGCCGUGUUUUGUACACAACACACAAACACCACUACAUACCUAGAGAAAUAGAGCUGGAAACCUUCUGUUAUUGUGGUUUCCCUAUAUGUAAAGGUUAG